Urocitellus parryii (Arctic ground squirrel) is the source of this 3011-nucleotide messenger RNA. RefSeq names its product ciliated left-right organizer protein containing ZP-N domains (gene Ciroz). The record is from RefSeq and is a predicted model, not a curated record. NCBI's taxonomy places the organism in Eukaryota, Metazoa, Chordata, Mammalia, Rodentia, Sciuridae.
AUGUGGGGGUCCCCAGCAGUUGUCUGGGCCAUCUGCCUCAUCUGUGUUCAGCCUGCAGUGUUGCCACAGAUCCUCACCUUCUGGUCAAACAGGGACAGGCCACGCCCUGCACUUGAAGUGUCCACAGCCGGGGUGGAGUGCUUCUCAGACUACAUGACCCUGCAGAUCCCAAGCAGCCACGUGCAGGGCUUGAGGCGGUGGCUGGGCAGAAUCCUGCACUUGCCAGGCAGCUGGAGGACCCCUGAGCGCCAGGAUUCUCUUUUGGUUAAAUGCGGCUACUCUCUGCACCCCGCUUCUGGUGGCGACUUUGUUUUCCGAGCUCAGUACUCCGCCUGCUCCGUGCGGAAGGAGAAAGCAAAUUACUGGUUGGAAAUCAGACUAUUUCAAAAAGGGGUGAAAGGGUCGAAGUGGAGUGACGGCUGCAUAAUGAAGUGUCCAGUGGUCGUGUCAGGGCUGAGCCAACAGAGCRUCCACUGCGGCCCCACGUUUAUUCAGGUCUCCCGGCCCUUGCCUCUGAGGAGCAACAGUGGACAGACCCCCUGGCUGCUGUCUCUUCGAGGGGAGUUGGUGGCUUCCCUGGAGGAUGCCAACUUGAUGGGAUUGUAUGUGGACAUCAAUGCCACCUCAGUCACCGUCCAAAGCCCCAGACAAGACGUUCUUCAGAGGCAGGAGGUGCUGAACACCUCCUUGGAGGUACUGCCACUCUGGCUGGUGAGCGGUCACUAUGCCUACUCCUUAGAGGCCGCUUGCCCAGUGGUUUCAUCCCAGCCAGAGACAGACGUCUCCGUCCACAUCCCCAAGCAGAGGCUGGGUCUGGUCAAGAGAGGUUCCCGCAUCGAGGACAGCCUGAACCUGAAACUCCUCCGUGUCCACCAGUCUGACACCUUCACGGUGACUGAGAGCAGGGAUUUCGUGAUGGUCAGCAUCCCGGCGGCCACGCUGCUCCAAGUCCAGCCAUGCCAGCAGGCCCGAGGAGCCCCAGGGACACAAGCUUUCUAUAAGGUGGACCUGAACCUGGAAUUUGCCGAGGUGACUGCCCCGGUCCUCUGGACGGUGGAGAACGUCUUCCAGUGCACGGGUUCUGGAACAGAGUUGCCUGCCUCAACAGCUCCGCCGAGGUCUCCUCCAUCUUCCCCAUCCCCAGGACUGGACACUCCUCCAGCAAGAGUGCUGUCGGCUGCCUCCUCCCCGUUCCAGGGUACGGGACCUGCUGCCCAGGAGCAGCCUUUGCAGGGGCCUGUGCGCUGGUCUUCUGGAGAGCUGACCAAGGAGGACCCUGGACUGAUCCUGCGCACAGCCAGACCUGCGGGAGGAGGCUGGGCGUCCACCAUCUCGCCUCUCCCCAGAGCAAGGCCAGCAGUCUCUCCUCGAUGGCCUCCUGGGAGGUCCAACCCCCCCAAAGUGUCCCUGGGCUCCGAACAAUCUGUCACUGAAGAUCCAGGACCUACGAGGCCUAAGCAGGACCCCACGCAGCCAUUGGGAAGUCCCCUCCUGCUAGGAGGGGAUGUGGCUUCACCAGAGCCCCUCCCGGGGGGGCCUCCCCAGGCCAGCAGAGCGCUCCAGCCUUUGACGAGGCACUUGGAGGCCAGGCUGGCCCAAGGGACCCUCAAGGAAAGGUCCUCUGUAACAGGGUCCAAAGAACCACCCCGGAGUGGCCGUGGCCUCUCCCAGGAGGGGGCCGGAGGGAACCUGGGCCCAUUAUCCCCAGAACCAAGUCAGGACAUGGAGGGGCAGGGACCAAGAGAGCAGCAGACAGCCACCAGGGACCCUCUGGGGGCCUCAGAACCUGAGUCCUCUAAGGGGCACGAAGUGGACCCAACAGCCCCGCUGGCAGCUCUUGGGGAGAGUCCUCUGGCCUCUUCCUCUGAGGAGCCUGCAGUGAGGGCCCCAGACCUGGAGUCAACCUCCAAGUGGCCCGUGAGCUGGCAUGGGUCGGGGGCUGCACACACGCCCAGCCCUUCGCCUCUGCAAACCCUGAGCCCUCGGGCUCCUGCGGAGACCACGUCACCCCCCACGCUUGAGCCUGGAAAGCCUUCCUCCGCCAAUCCGGGGGCCUCGCUGCAGCGGGAGCCGACAGAGCCCACACUGGCCACCAGCCCUGAGAGUCACGGGACUCCUGGACUCCGGCACGUGGGGAGGGCUCUCUGAGAGCCCCGGGAGGGCCUCCUUGGAGAUGCUAGGGGUGAGUCUUGGGAGGCCCCAAGAAGGGGGUGCAGCGGGGUGUGAGGUCUGCUUGGUCCUCCCAGGGGGAAGGGCAGCUGAGUGCAGGACAAGGCCCUGGGCCUCCCCUGGGCUCUCCUGGCCCAAACCCGUUUCUAUGCUUGCUCUUGCAGUUAAAGGGGUGCGACAUUGAGGCCAGGUGCAGGCUCCCCGGCUAGGCCUGCUGGAGUCCAUUGUCUCUACUCCGGCUGUGUGACCUUGGCUAGGCACCAGCCUCUCUGAGCCUCACUUUGGGAUCAGUCAAAUUGGGAAGGUUCUAGAUCUCCCCUGAUGGAGCUGUUGAGGGAUGAUGAGGAACUGACCUAAGACUGGAAUGCAGAGCCCUGCGCACAGUGUGGCCUCAGAACCCCAGCACCCUCUGUGCUGUCUCCCAGGCCCAGGAAGGCAAGGGAGGGCUUCAGCCAUAGUCAGACAUCUGUGUUGGGGCACGGUUCCGUGGCAGGUGACCCCCUCCAGGGGCCUCAAAGGGACCCGACCCCAGCUGUGGGCAGGACCCCAUGAGGGGAAGUGGGGAUGGCCCUGCUCUGCUCUCUCAAUGCUCCCUGGCUCCGGUUUCCUGGUGCCAUGCUGGUGUGGACAGCCCCAUGACCUCUGAUGACCCAGUGCCCUCCGGCUGCCUGCCCAGAAGCCCCGCUGUGGCCGGAACCACACUCGGUGCUUCCCUGGAAGGGUGGAGCCCCCUCCCGCUAGGGCCGACCCAGGGCUGGAAGUGGGAUUUGAAUCGCGGCCAAGGAGAGGAGCCAUUGGCGACGCCCUCCCGGAACGAGGACUAAAUAAAUAAAUAAAUAAAU